AUGGCGAAUGCAAGCACAGUUUAUGUUAUCACUGGUGCCAACCGUGGCAUUGGUCUCUGUAUGGUGCAGAUUCUUCUCGCGCGUCCGCAGACAACUGUCAUUGGCACGGUGCGAUCCGACGACGGCAGAGCUCAGCUCUUGGCCGGCUCGGCCGACGUGGUGCGCGGCGCAGGGAGCAAGCUCAUCAGCGUUCUCGUCGACUACGCCGCUGGGCUCGAGUCCCAAGAUAUCACGAAGGCAUUCAGCGCGGCGCUGGCGGGGAAGGGCGUGCGGCAUGUUGACGUGCUCGUGGCCAACGCCGGGCACACGAUGGUCAUGGGGGGGGUGCUGGAGACGACAGCGGCGCAAAUGCGGGAGCUGUACGAGAUAAACGCCAUCGGGCCGCUGGUGACGCUGCAAGGUCUGUGGCCGCUGAUGACGCAAGGACGGGUCGGGCAGGGCCGGCCGGGCAAGGGUGCGUAUGUACUGGUCAGCUCCUCGGUGGGCUCGAUCGGUAUGAUGGAGCCCGUGCCGGGUGGCGCGUACGGGCCGAGCAAGGCUGCGGCCAACUGGAUCGCUAAAGCAGUUCACGCACAGCUGAGCGGCGGCGACGGCGGCGCGGGUGGCGUGGUUGGUGUUGCCGUCCACCCGGGCUGGGUCAAAACUCCUAUGGGCGACACGGCGGCCCGGUCAUGGGGUAUGCCGGAGGGCCAGGGGCCGACACGUCGCCCGGAAGACAGCGCGAAUCAAACUGUUGCGCUUAUAUAG
Cordyceps fumosorosea ARSEF 2679 is the source of this 747-nucleotide messenger RNA. Its product is annotated as Short-chain dehydrogenase/reductase SDR. Lineage: Eukaryota; Fungi; Ascomycota; Sordariomycetes; Hypocreales; Cordycipitaceae. The record is from RefSeq and is a predicted model, not a curated record. The coding region runs from base 1 to 747 and encodes 248 amino acids. The transcript is spliced from 2 exons.